Chaetomium globosum CBS 148.51 is the source of this 1200-nucleotide messenger RNA. RefSeq lists its product as uncharacterized. Bases 1 to 1200 code for a protein of 399 amino acids. The transcript has 3 exons. The record is from RefSeq and is a predicted model, not a curated record. Lineage: Eukaryota; Fungi; Ascomycota; Sordariomycetes; Sordariales; Chaetomiaceae.
AUGGCGUUUCCUCUUCAAGACGUCACCGUACCCGAACUCAAGGAAUUAUGCCAAGCAAUAUGGGACUGGAAAUUGUGCGAGAAUUGCCAAGAAUACAUAGGAGGAAGAUCCUCCCCAUCACGACGCUGUCUGGGGGCCGACGAUUGCCCCUGGGGGCAAAGAAGUGAACGCCUAGGCCCCUUUUUCGAUUUCUACCGAGAGGUGACCGGGUCGUACGUCCCGGACUUCUUUGGCGAGGAGGACCAGGCUCUUAGGGGUCACCGGGACCUCUUCGACAUUAUCCGGCUCACCAGGCGAUGCGGCUUUACGCUUCCUCGAGCGCUCUGUGUGCGCGAGCAUUUUGCUACUCGUUUCGGGGACGUUGAUAGACAGACGAUGGUGCCCGAGAGCGAUCAGGACCGUGCCUUCAAUCUGGCGGCCCGAGUCUUGACCAUGACAAAUUUCGACGGUGCCGAUAAUCAAGACUUCUUCCUCGACCGGAUGCGCAAUGGGGACGAGGGAGGCAUAGGCGCCCCGCCACCAGCGGUCUGGGCCUCUACCAAGUGCUUGCAAGACACCAUGGCGGAGAUCUUCCCUCCUCGGAUCCAUCCCAGUUUGCAAGUUGGCGAUCCCCAGUCGACAGCCAUCAAGAACAGCUUAACAGCCGAAAUGUUAAAAAGGGUUGCCAGGAUAAGGAUAGAGCGGACUGAUGACUUGCGGGACCACCUGAGGCUGGAUUCGGCGAUGGGAGUAGUGCAGGUCUUUCAUCUGACCAGUGUUCUAAGGGAACAUCUCUUGGCCACAAAGUCUAGAGGGGGCGAUGAAGCCCUCCCACGCGAACUGGCACUCGAGACCCUCUACACCCUCCAGCUCCUCUUCCCACCAGGCGGCACCUCGCAAGCAAUGCUCCGGACGCUGGUGAGCAAGCAGGGCUUCGACCCAGACUCACUCCGGUUCGGGACGGCCUUAUUCGAGCUCAGCCCGCACGAGAGGGAGAGGGCGCUGUGUUUCCCCGUCUGGGGCACACGCCUGAUGGACCUGUACGACGAGGUCGAGAACCCGAAGCCGCGCGGGAAGCUGGAUGUGUGGCUGGAGAGGAGGAGCAAGUCACGGCAUAUCAUGCUCGCGACCGCCGUGGGCAUCUUUACCGCCGUGCUGCUGGGGCUGUUGAGUCUCUGCCCUGCCAAAUUUUGUGGUCCGGUCCGCCGGUUCAGUUCAUGA